AUCGCGGUUUGAAGUUCGGGGUUCGAGUCGGUCAGCGCCGGUUUGAGUGGGCUCGUCUGGAGAUUGGAGGCCGGCGGACUGGACUCGCCGUGUGCCGACCAGACGCCCGGUCCGCGCCGCCCAGUCACGUGGUCGCUGGCCCUGUCCGCGCCGCCCAGUCACGUGGUCGCUGGCCCUUUACGGACCGCCCAGUCACGGUGUGACGGUCCAUAUUUCGCUCUGUGAGCCAACUGUGAGCCAACUGUUCCAACAGAGCCUGGCUGAAUUGUUGAUUGAAUUGGUGACGACGUAACACAACUGGUACAAUGUUCAUGGGGUGGAAGACUAUGCUGGGGGUGGCCCUCGGCACCUGUGUGCUACACACCCUACACACGGUGACUCUCAACACUUUCAAAAGUGGCAUAGGCACGUCCUCAAUACCAGAAUGGAAAAUACUGCUAGUCGCCGAAGAGAUGGUGGCCACGGUGAACGCGCUGAUGGCGGUGGCCGUCGGCUGGUACACGGUCAACCGCACCGGGCACGACAUCAUCAACGCGCGCGCGCCGCUCAUCUACGACUGGACGUGGCUGGUGCUGCUCUACUUCGUCUACGACAUCUGGGCCAUGUACCGCGUGCACGCGGCCAAACUCGAGUACCGCGGCUCGCUGCUGGAGCGCGUGCGCGACUUUGUGCGCGUCAAGCGGCUGCUGAUCGUCCACCACGUGGCGAUCACGCUGCUGGGCGGCCCAGUGGCGCUGCACCUCCGCGGUAGCAGGGGCGACUUUGUGAUCGGCUGCUUCUUCCUUCUGGAGCUGAGCACACCGUUCGUCGCGCUCAGAGCCACACUGGCCGCGUUUGAUAAAAAGACCACCCUCUUAUACAAGGUGAACGGUGUUAUGAUGGUGGUUGCAUUCUUCAUCUGCCGCAUUCUCAUAUUUCCGUUUAUGUACGUCGCCUGUGCAAGAACGUACGAAGUGUCAGUCAUACAGGUGCUGGCCAAGAUUCCGUGGUACUGCCACACGGGUAACGUGCUGAUGCUGGCGCUGCAGCUGCACUGGUUCGCUCUGAUGGCCCGCGGCGCCGUGCGGGUGCUGCGCUCCGGCGACGCCCGACAAGACAUCAAGGAGGAGUAGUCGCCGCCUGCCUUCUGUGGCCGGCUCACACUAGACCCAUGUCACAUCUCUGUCACUGCGUGCAUCCCCCAUACGUCUGGCCAGGGAACACGGGCUGCGGGUGAUGAGCCGUGCAGCCGAUCCGCCCGACACGGCUUGUGCAUCUUCACAAGCUAGCUCCUUCACUUCACAGUGAUUUUUCACCUAAACAUAGGAUCUGUACCUGAUGUAGAUGACCAUCCAUAUGUUAUUUCUGAGCUCAGACAUCUAAUUGCUACUUAAUUUGAAGACUAACUAAUUCAAAGGAAAAGUUGUAAAACAUGCCUUAUAUUUUGUCCAUCAGUACUAGUUGAUUGCAGCUGCUUUGAAACUCAAUUGCUUCACGUAUCCAACAUUGUAUUUCUCGUUGUUGGAACCCUAACUGGAUGAGUGAUUAUAAACUUUUGGAGCAAGAUUUGGAGCGUAGGUAUACACAAUGAUAAAUUGAAGAGGCAUUCUCCCAUGUUUGUUUCAGUGUUUCAACUAAUUACUUAACUGCUAAGCCAUAUCUCCUAAUAACUUUGGAGAAGCUGGCCGGAGAAUUUUCCAUGGGGAUAUAUUAUAUCCUCAUGCUUUAGCAGUCUUUUUACUUAAAUUUCUAGAUACCUUCGGCUUAUGUUUAGAUGUGCAUGAUGAUAUCGCUAUCGUCGAUGCAUCUCUGCUGAACUAUGAGAGAUCUGUAGAAUCACAUCUUUAUCAUUCAGCAUGCGCAGCAUCACUACUUAAAAGGGAACAAAUGUGUGCUUGUUGUGACAACGGACCCUUCCAAGCGUUGUAUGCAGCCUCCGUUUCAAUGUGCCCUCGAAUUUACCAUCGUGCAGAAAAGUGUCUUAAUCGGACGUGUUGCAAUGUCGCAUCUCCCCUCGGGGGCAGGGUCCUUCCUGUGAUAACUUUCGAUGAGAAAUUGUCCGGUGGCCAACGGGGCUGUGUUAUUGGUACGGCGCGGGAUGUGUGUGUGCGUGAGUGUGCAGCUUUGACUUUCCACCGUGGCCGGUGUAGCGGAUAGCGCACAGGGCACGCACAGUAGGGCAAGCGUCGCCGGGGUCGGAUAGGGGAUAACCAUAGGGGACGUCUCUAAUAGCGUUCUUUCCUGGUCAUAUUAUGGGAUGCUAUCCGUAGCAUAAAGUGAAAGUCCAUUGCGUACUGAAAUCGCGAGCGAUGAUGUGCAUUGAUCCAAGCAAUUAAUGUUCUGCUCUUUGCCGUGCGGCAUCUGAUUCAAGACUCCGCCAAAGUGGAUUAAUUCGGGUAGCGGUAGCCGCUGAGUUGACUGUUCGCCGCUGCGUUCCGGCUGGUAUCCGCGCUUCCCACUGCCGCUGUGUUUUACUCCGAUCCGAUUCGCCCGCGGUGGGAUAGCUGCUGUCUAUCGUCAUCUAGUCUGUCGGCAUAGUGUGCUGGGAAAGGUGCCUUUGUGCGCAGUGUGGGUGUCUUCGCUUAGCGAGCGUAUUUAACUGUCUGCUGUUACGAACUUGUGAUGCUCGUCUAGCUGUUAGUGAUUUAUGUUUAUUACUUAUUGUGUGCUUAUCUGGUCAUUGAACGGCGAGUACUAUUGGUAACGUAUCGUGUGUGAAUCGAUCGAUUGUUGUAGAGCUUAGGCUGUCUCACCUUUGCUUAUAUGUGCGCCAUAAUACAUGUAGCGUGUUUUAUUUCA
This is a messenger RNA of Amphibalanus amphitrite, 2778 nucleotides long. RefSeq names its product TLC domain-containing protein 3A-like. Gene Ontology annotation, biological process: lipid homeostasis. Gene Ontology annotation, cellular component: membrane; endoplasmic reticulum. The record is from RefSeq and is a predicted model, not a curated record. NCBI's taxonomy places the organism in Eukaryota, Metazoa, Arthropoda, Thecostraca, Balanomorpha, Balanidae. The coding region runs from base 306 to 1112 and encodes 268 amino acids. The transcript has 7 exons.